CACGUGCGCGCGUGUUCGCGAGGUGGGGGGGGGGGUGUCACUCGUGUUUCGUGCCGCGGGUGCGAAGCGCCCUCCGCCGCUCCCGCCCGGCCAUGCCCCUCUCCGCCUCAUGCCAGCCGCGCCCGGAGCCGAGGCUCGGCCCCUCCCCAGAGGAGGGGCCCGGCGGGGCGGGUGGCGAGCCAGCCCUGGCCGCCGGCAUCGGGGCGAGAGGCAGCUGGUCCUGCCCGGUCCCUGCUCCGAGCCCAUGGCCGGGCCCCAGCUCAGCCGGCGGGACGGGGACGGGGACGAGGACUGGCAGGAGGUUUAUUCUGCGGUACAAUGGAUCCAGUUUGUCAUGGCCACUUUAAGUGUUACAGGCUCCAGCUCCAUCAUUGCCUACGCCGUCUUCCAAAACACGGUGCGCUCUCCGGAGGUGCGCCCUCUUUUCUACCUAAGCCUCUCUGACCUGUUCCUGGGGGUUUGCUGGCUUGCUGGGGCUCUGCUCUAUAGCAUGCAAACCACAAAUCAGGAUAUCAUAUGCUAUAACCUGCAAGCAGCUGGGCAGAUUUUCUAUAUGGCUUCUUUUCUCUACACCAUUAACUAUACCUGGCAUCUAUACAUGGAUUUGAAAGUGAAAUACAGUCAGAACCUUCACAGGAUGUCCUCUUUGGUUUUAGACUAUGGUAGUUGUCUUGGCCGAACAGCAACAAUUUUGUGCAGCUUGAUCCCUUUCCUACUUAUGGUUCCUGUGUUUUGCCUGGGCAACGGUAGUGAUUGCUAUGGGAACUUCAGUCAGAAACAUGGGUGUCUCCUGAUGCACACAGAAUUAACCAAACCCACUGGUCAGCUGCAACCUGUUGGUGGCUCUCUUUGUUCUGUGAUAUAUUUGUAUGGCAUCGGGAUCUUCCUGAUCUCUUUCUGGGUCAGCUUCAUAGCCAUUCUGGUUCUACUCAUUCAAGCCCGAGGGUUGUACAAAAGAUAUGUAAACUCAUCAGGAUUCUUGGGCAGUCAGCAGUGGGCAGUGAUUAAGAUGGUGGAACAAAGAGUGGUUUUUUACCCCAUCGCUUACUUCUGUUGCUGGGGUCCAGCUGUCCUCCUUGGAAUAAUGAAGUUGACUGUUUCAGAGAACAGCAGACUCUACAUGGCUCUGUAUAUUCUGCAGGCACUCACUGCAGCUUCCCAGGGGCUCUUAAACUGUAUCGUGUAUGGGUGGACCCAGAAUGCAUUCCAGUCCAUGAAACGCAAAGCCUGCCGUGACGUUGACACGCAGACACCUCUCCUGCGCUCCCAGAAGAAGUUUUAUGCCAGCGUGCCCAACCCCAGCACCCAGGCAGUAGCAGUAUCUACAUCUACAGUGCUCUGACAGUUCUCUGUCAGCAAAGAGGAAUAGAUGGCCUGCUACCUUCCAGCCCUGGCCUGGUCACAUCUGGUAGAUGUCAGGCAGACGCACUUUCUUGACUGGAAUUAACUUAACUGCUUUGUCAGUUAUAGGCAUGAAGAGUUGCAUUUAGGCUGGCGGGCCUGUACAAAUCUGGAUGGAGAUGAACUGUUCUCAGUGAAGAUUGUUAUUUAUUUCAUAGGGUUUUUAAUGCAUUAUUUUACCUUGUAAUAUAUUUAGUGCAGUCUCUUCUUUAUGGAAAUAUCUGAGAGUUGCACAGAUUGUUACGGUGUCUCAGUCCUUAACUGCCUCUCUCAUAAGGAGAGAUGGCCAGGGGAUAUUUUUCUUGCCUAAGUGAUUGUCACAUUGUACUGACAAAUUUCUGACAAUAAAGUAAAGAGGAAUAUUUUAAAA
Alligator mississippiensis (American alligator) is the source of this 1771-nucleotide messenger RNA. It is a transcript of the gene TMEM116, whose product is annotated as transmembrane protein 116. The record is from RefSeq and is a predicted model, not a curated record. Gene Ontology annotation, biological process: adenylate cyclase-activating G protein-coupled receptor signaling pathway. Lineage: Eukaryota; Metazoa; Chordata; Crocodylia; Alligatoridae. Gene Ontology annotation, molecular function: G protein-coupled receptor activity. The coding region runs from base 110 to 1342 and encodes 410 amino acids. The transcript has 11 exons. Gene Ontology annotation, cellular component: plasma membrane.